Messenger RNA from Tigriopus californicus, 1748 nucleotides. RefSeq names its product histone H1. The transcript has a single exon. The record is from RefSeq and is a predicted model, not a curated record. The coding region runs from base 691 to 1239 and encodes 182 amino acids. NCBI's taxonomy places the organism in Eukaryota, Metazoa, Arthropoda, Copepoda, Harpacticoida, Harpacticidae. Gene Ontology annotation, cellular component: nucleus; nucleosome. Gene Ontology annotation, molecular function: nucleosomal DNA binding; double-stranded DNA binding; structural constituent of chromatin. Gene Ontology annotation, biological process: chromosome condensation; nucleosome assembly; negative regulation of DNA recombination.
UAAUGCACGAACUUCUAGAAAUCUGGACUGUGAAGAAGCUCUCCGCCAAAUCGGCAUGCUCUUGGUCAUAACGACUCUGAGCCACUUUUCAAAUUAAAGUAAUAAUAUUAGGAAAGUAGAUCGCCAUACUUACAAGAGGUUCAUUUUUUUAUAAUUUAACUGAAAAGUGGUCGAUUUCAAAGUUAUAUUGUCAAAAGCUUUUGUAGCUGACCAAGAGCAGGUCAGAAAUUCGAAAAGUGAAAUGUUUCAGUCAUGUGAAAGCUAUAUGUGACAAGCAAUAUGUGUCGAAUCGAGGGUCAUGGCCAUAUUUUGAAUGAUACUUAGCCUUCGCCCCUUAAUACGUAUGGUGUGCCACUUGCAAGUAAUGGCACAUCAAGUUCUUUAAUUGAUGUGCAUGUGUCAUUGAUAGAUUUUUGGUAAUAAUCUGCCGGGGCCGAAGCAUGUAUUCCAUUUGAUCCAUUUCAACACCACUUCCCUAUAGUUUUCUUCGGCUGAUUGAUUCCCUUUUACCGCGCAUUUUCCUUUCAACGAGGAAAUUGGCGCACAACUUAGAGCCCAGAGCAAUCUCUCUUCUCCGCUCCCCUAACAUUAAUGUUGUUCUCCAUUGAUCCCAGCUCUUGGCUAACGUUAUAAAAGGCAACAUGUUUCCGCGCGGGCGCACUCCAACAGACGUUACCUAAACGCAUCAAUAUGACGGAAACUGCCUCUGCCAAGCCCAAAAAGGUCUCCAAACCAAAGACCAAGCCUACCCAUCCCCCAACAUCGGUGAUGGUGAUGGCGGCCAUCAAGGCCUUGAAAGAGCGCAAUGGCUCAUCCUUGCCUGCCAUCAAAAAGUACAUUGCCGCCAACUACAAGGUCGAUGUGGUCAAGAACGCCCAUUUCAUCAAGAAGGCCCUCAAGUCCUUGGUCGAGAAGAAGAAGCUCGUGCAAACCAAGGGAGCUGGUGCCUCUGGUUCGUUCAAAUUGGCCGCUGCUGCCAAGGCCGAGAAACCUAAGGUCGUCGCCAAGCCCAAGAAGGCAAAGACCCCCAAGAAGAAGGGUGCUGCUGCGACUAAGAAGCCCACUGGCGAGAAGAAGACCAAAUCACCCAAGAAAAAGCCCGCCGCCAAGAAGCCUGCGGCUGCCAAGCCCAAGAAAGCUAAAACUCCCAAGAAAAAAGCUGCACCUGCCAAGAAAACCCCGUUGAAGAAGGUGAAGAAGACCUCGCCCAAGAAAAAGGCUGCACCCAAGAAGAAGUAAAGCUUUUUCCUGACCAAUCAUUCCAGCAUCUGUCUGGAGGGUUACGCACCUCGGCUCUUUUUAGAGCCAAAACAUAUGUUUCACCAGACGAUAUACGUAUCGAGCUCUCUCAAACUCAUUAUUACAGUCAGCAUUCAAAUGAUUGUACUUCUGAUCACAUCUUUUGUGCCAGGUAGCAAGGCAAGCAGUACCUCUGUUUCAAAUAAUGAUCAUUUGCAAAACCUAAUCAUUCAGCUAUGCACUAGUGUGGUUCCGUUUGAGGUUGGGCUGUGAAAUAUCACAUGUCAUCAAUUCAGCCAUGCAGCCUUACCCUCCACACAAACCAUUUGAUUGUAACUUCCGUCUUUUCAACUUUCAUUGUCGAGUCUUAAUGCAAUUGCCAAAUUAAUUUGAGGGCAUCAAAUGUGCUCACGAAAGGAAUCCUUACUAAUAACCACGUCCUUGCUGCCAAUUCUUACUAUAUGUGUUCCAAGAGCCAGAAAUUGAGACACGGCCAUUGUUUUGAUCUG